AUGCUAAUCGGUUGUCCGGUGACCAUUUACGGAUAUGUGAAUAACUUACUAAGUUUGUCGUUCAUUUAUUCAUUUCUUGGUUCUGCCAUAUUUUCUUCAUGCACUUUACUUGUUUACAGUUUGAUAAGCACAAAAGUUGUUGGAGUUGUGAGUAUUCAUAAGGAAUCUGGCCUUAUACGUAUUGGAUAUUUAACGUUUUGGGGAAAACGACGAAAUGCAAUUCUGAGUGCAGAUCAAAUUAUCCCACCGUCAGAUAUUAACGAUGAACCGGAAAAGAAUAAGUCGAGUUCAACUAUAAAGCAAACAUUCAUCCUUACAAAAGUCAAAUCAGAAAUAAUAGACAAAGAGAAGUUUAGACAUAUUUUUGGAUUUACUUGGUAG
Molecule: messenger RNA, 381 nt
Organism: Heterobilharzia americana
Lineage: Eukaryota; Metazoa; Platyhelminthes; Trematoda; Strigeidida; Schistosomatidae
Source: the annotation of a GenBank genome assembly